AUGGCACCAGUGAUGGAAGAGAAGAGGAAGCAGAGGCACCUAAGUUGCCCCAGUGAUGGAAGAGAGGAAGAAGCAGUUGAGCCUAACCCCCGUACCAGCUCUGACUGCAAUCAAGCAGGUCCUCUAGGCAAGUGGGCAUUGAAGGGCAGGCAGCCUUUCUUGAUAAAUAGAAGCAACAAUCAUAUGGAGAACCAAAUAGACACCCAAAUGGAGCAAAGGAAGGGCCGCAGAUUGGUACUUUUUCCAUUGCCAUUCCAAGGCCAUAUAAACCCUAUGCUACUACUUGCAACCAUUCUUCACUCCAAAGGCUUCUCCAUCACAAUAAUACACACAAACUUCAACUCUCUCAACCCUUCAAACUUUCCCAACUUUACAUUCCACUCCAUCCAAGAUGGCAUCUUGGAAUCUGAAGCCUCUUCAAAAGAUGUUGUAGCUCUUGCUAAACUCCUCAACACCAAAUGUGUAGAGCCUUUCCGGGAUUGCAUGGAUAAGCUCUUGUCUGAUGCCUCAGAGGAACCUAUUUCUUGUUUAAUCUCAGAUUCUCUCUUUUACUUCACUCAAGCUGUUGCUGACAGUCUUAAGCUCCCAAGGGUUGUUUUGAGGACUGGUGGUCUUUCCUCUUUUGUUGUUUUUGCUGCAUUUCCACUACUAAGGGAAAGGGGUUACCUCCCCAUACAAGGAAAACUUUGAAGCUUCAACCAACCCAAAAACUAGCAGUCCAGAUUUUGGGCAGAGUAAUGAGGUAAAAUAGUUAGAUCAAUGGUGGCAAGUGCACCUUGGAAUAGCUGGACCAUUUUUGCAAAACUAGAAGUAUAAUUUUUAUUUAUUUAUUUAUAUUUUAUUUUAUGUACUCGAAGUAUAAAAUUAUUGUCUCAAGUGACGAUUCCUUUGACAUUUUCUUUUCUUAAAUCACAUGUCCAAACUUACGCAUGGACAAAUAUGUACAAACCCAUUUCACUUUGCUGACUUCUCAGCACUUGUCCAACAAGCUCAUUUAAUGAGUUAGAAUCGGCUCAAUAUGUAAUGCAAUUGAUGCAAUCGUUUAAGACCUCCAAAUAAAAAAAAUGCCUCACUUGUAAAAAAAAAAUUAUAUAUUUUAAAUAACAAAUUUUAAACACUUUUAUUAGUAAAUAAAAUGCAUUAAAAAUGCUUUAUUGUAUCUUAAAAUAUAGAAGAUUUAGCCAUAAAAUGAUUGGAGUACAGGCCGGAGACACUCAAAAAAAAAAAAAACAAAAGAAAAAGAGUACAGGCUGGAAUGCACAGCCUGCACUGCACAGGCGCACGGGCUGCACAGUGCGCAACUGUGCAGUGCAGCCCAUAUAAGACAACCGGUUUCUCACUUUUUUUAUUUUUUUAAUUUAUCUGAACAGGAUUUCUCAUUUUAUUUAUUAUUAUAAAUUAUUAUAUCAAUUUUGCAUCUUAAAAAAUAAGGAAAAUAGAUUUUAAAUAAAAAAUUCAAAAAAUACAUUAUUUGAUUAAUAUUUAAAUAUAAAAGUACUCAAUUUAAAAUUUUUAUUUAAAACUCUCAAAAUUGUUGAGCCGGGGCUGUAAUGAGCUAAGCAAAAGAGUGGGCUGGACAUAUGGGCGUCGGCACCCGACAGUAGACCCAUGCUCAAGAAAUACAUUUUUAAAUAUGAUACAGUGUCUUACCUAUUGAAUAGGUAGCUUUGUAGGAAAAGUUUUGUACGAGUACUGUAUUACUUUUUCUACGAAACAAAAAGUAGAAAAAAGAAAAAGAAAAAGAAAAGAAGAAAAACAA
This is a messenger RNA of Quercus robur (English oak), 1759 nucleotides long. RefSeq names its product UDP-glycosyltransferase 76B1-like. Lineage: Eukaryota; Viridiplantae; Streptophyta; Magnoliopsida; Fagales; Fagaceae. Bases 1 to 690 code for a protein of 229 amino acids. The record is from RefSeq and is a predicted model, not a curated record. The transcript has 3 exons.